AUGAAAAGUUCUAAUGUUACCGAUAGUCAAAAUGAAACAAUUGGUUUUUACUAUUUUAAUCCGUGUAAACCAUUUAAUAUGCCUGAAGAUCCGUAUAUAUCUGAAGGUGAUCAAUGUCAUAAUGUGUUGGCUUGUUAUCAAAUGAUUAAAAAAAACAAAUAUUUCUACUAUCCUAUGGCAAUUCAAAUGAAUUCAUCAAUUGAAACAUCAUCGAAAAUGAAAGGUGAUCUAAUUAUUAAAUAUUUUGGAGCAAGAUCCUAUUCAAAUUCAUCAAUGUAUGUUCUAUUUCAAUGUGAUCGACGUUCUCAUAAAGCAGUAUUCAAAUUUGAUUCUUAUUUGGAUCGAAUACCGUUGUUUGUAUUAACUCAUCGAUGGCAAUUUCCUGAUGGUUUGUUAUUACUUUUAUUGUUUGUUAUCUGUUUUAUUGUUGCAACAGCCGUAUUUAUUUUUUACCAAUGUCGUCGUCAUUAUCCUGAACGAAAUGUGUAUGGUGCUGUUGGACAAAUGGAUAUUCAUACAAUGCGUUCAACUUAUAAUCGUUUAACAACAGAUCAUAAUCAAAGUACAAAGCGUGUUUUGCGUUCAAAAGCAUCACUUCCUGUUUUGGAUAAUCUUAAUAUUUCAAGUCAAGAUUUUAAAAUUGUCAAAAGAUUAUGUGCUGGUGAAUUGGGUGAAGUGAAUGAAGGUCGAUGGAAUGAUAAAUUAGUGGCAAUUAAAACAUUAAGGCUUGGUGUACAUGCCGAUAAAUUUACAAAAAAUGAUACUAACUAUUUACAAAAUGAAAUUGGUAUACUAAGCCGAUUAAGAAAUAAAAAUUUAACAGCUAUAAUUGGCGUGUGUUUUGAUGAUGUCACUUAUCCAACGUUAAUUAUGCAAUUUAAUGAACAUGGAACAAUUAUAGAUUUUAUUAAACGAUUUCCAGAUAGAAUUGAUUGGUCAUUAAGAAUUAAAUGGUGUACAAAUGCUGUUGAUGCUAUGUUGUAUCUUCAUGGUCAAAAAAUUCUACACAGAAAUUUAAAAGGUUCUAAUAUAUUAGUUGGUGUUGAUUUACGAGCUCAGAUCUGUGAUUUUGGACUAAUUAAAAUAUUACAACCGUUAAGAGCUGCAUGUGAAAAUGAAUGUUGUUUGUGUACAUUAACUGCUCCAUCGUUACCUGUGUCAAUUCGAUGGACAGCUCCCGAAUGUCUUUUGGAACCACGAAAUCCGAAAAAUUUUGCUCCACCAUGUGAUGUCUAUUCUUUUGGCGUAUGUUUAUGGGAAAUGUACAAAUUAGAACAACCUUAUGCUGAUAUUAAAGAUGAGAAUGAAGCAUCUAAAAUGAUUGUGUCUGGUACACGAUUAUACUCACCUGGGCCACCAGAUUUGAUGCCACAAUACCAUGAACUAAUGCAAAUGUGUUGGGAAUUCAAUCCAAAUGAACGACCGACAUUUCAACAAAUAUCAAUAAGUUUGAGAGAAUCAUUACCAAAAGCAAAACAAUACCAACGACAAUUAGAUAAACAAAUAAAUAAUAAUGGUCAUCCAGAAGAAAUACAUCGUUUACUAAGUGCAACAGAUUCAACAUCACAAUCGACUCUUCAUUUAUCAAGUCAAAAUAAUGAAACAUUUACAGCUUUUAGUAGUUCCAUGUAG
Didymodactylos carnosus is the source of this 1632-nucleotide messenger RNA. NCBI's taxonomy places the organism in Eukaryota, Metazoa, Rotifera, Eurotatoria, Philodinida, Philodinidae. The record is from the annotation of a GenBank genome assembly.